AGAGCCGAGCGGCCCGGCGGCAGCUGCGGGCGCUAGAAGGCGCGCGGCUGCGGGAAGAGCGCGGACUGCGGGAUGGGGCCCCCGGAGAGCGCGGCGGAGCUCUCCCCCGAGGCGGUGGAGCUGCGCGAGCCGGAGCUACAGCUCGCGGACCCGGCGUCCCCGGGCGAGGAGCACGUGGACGUCGAAGCGGAGGGCGCCCCCGGUCGCGGCAGGUGCUGGCCGUGUAGAGCCUGGGCGUGCGGCUCGCGUGGGGAGCCCGAAGCCAAGAAGACAGCACCCUGCCCCGGACUUGGCCUGUUUUACACAGUGCUGUCUGCCUUCCUUUUCUCCGUGGUCUCUUUGUUGGUUAAAAAAGUGCAAGGUGUCCAUGCUGUAGAGAUCAGCGCGUUUCGAUGCGUGGUCCAAAUGCUUGUUAUUAUUCCUUGCUUAAUAUACAGAAAAACUGGGUUCAUAGGUCCCAAAGGUCAACGACUUUUCCUCUUCCUCAGAGGGGUCUUUGGUUCCAGUGCCAUGAUUCUUAUGUACUAUGCUUUCCAGACCACGUCCCUCGCGGAUGCCACGGUCAUUGCGUUCAGCUGUCCAGUGUUUACAUCCAUAUUUGCUUGGAUAUUUCUCAAGGAAAAGUACAGCCUUUGGGAUGCUUUCUUCACCCUGUUCGCGAUCGCUGGAGUGAUACUUAUCGUGAGACCGACAUUUUUAUUUGGUUCCAACACUUCAGGGAUGAGAGAAAGCUAUUCCGAGCACAUUAAAGGAACGUUUGCCGCCAUCGGACACGCCGUGCUAGCUGCGAUGACUCUGGUGAUUCUGAGGAAAAUGGGGAAAUCGGUGGACUACUUUCUGAGCAUUUGGUAUUAUGUCAUACUCGGCCUUCCUGAAACCAUCGUCGUCCUUUUUGUCAUAGGAGAAUGGAGUCUGCCGUACUGUGGGCGGGACAGGCUGUUUCUCAUACUCAUUGGACUGGUGGGUUUGGGGGCCCAGAUCUUUAUCACUAAAGCACUUCAGAUAGAAAAAGCAGGACUCGUGGCCAUCAUGAAGACCAUGGAUGUAGUCUUUGCUUUCAUCUUUCAGAUCGCUUUCUUCGAUAAUGUUCCAACCUGGUGGACGGUGGGCGGGGCUCUCUGUGUAGUCGUCAGCACGACUGGAGCAACCAUUCGUAGGUGGCUGCAGAGCAAGUGAAAUGUCACUGCUGAAAUCUGUUUUGGUUUGUUUGUUUUUCUUUUUCUAGUAUGCCAUCACCCAGUUCAGACAUCUUACACACCAACACGCAUACCCGGAGGGUCUGCGUUAUUCAUUGUUCAUAUUUAAUAAAUUUCAUAAAGUACCAUUUUUUUUUAAUAUAGUAUGUUUUUAAUAGCUAGGCUAGCCUAGCAGUUUCCGGGUAGAUUUUCUUUUUGCUUUGGCUUGUUGGUUGGGUCGCCAUUGAUGAAGGGGGAGCUCAUUUGAGGAGUCUCAGAGAUUUUUACGAGUACAGAUUUUUAAGUUUAUUUUUGACGCAGGAUGUGGAUGGGGGAUGCUCUGUCUUAGCAGUGUAGAUAAGAAGCUUAAUGUUGACAAUGCUGCUAUAAUUAGUACCGUGCUAAUCCGUCGAUGGCAAUACGAUCCUGUUUAGGAUGCCAAAGCUGCCACCUGCUACAGGUGCCUACUUACGGACGGAGUGCAAGUGAACCAGCCUUAUUUUCACGCAUCUUAGAGACGAUCGCUACACUUUUAACUCAUUUGUGCCUUUUCGUUCGGAUGCUGGAACUUUUAUAUGUACUCUGAACAGAGCCCUUAGCUUGUCAUGCUGGUUAGCUGUUCUCUCUUUCAGUAUCUUAGCAACCGUCAUUUUGAAUUUCAGUUGUCUCCCGUUUUAUUUGAAAUUGCACUUUUUUUUUUUAACAUUCCAAGAUUUCCAACCUUAAAAUCACAAGAGCAAAAUCUUGGUGUGGCCAGUGUGUACAUCCCCGUCCUGAGGUGGUUUCACUUCAGAUGCGGUGGGUUUUUUUUCCUACAAAUUUCUCUUUGAAUCCAUAGUGCGAUGCCAAAUACAGUUUUCUCAGGAUUGUACUAGGCUGGGCUGUUAUCAGAUUGCCCAGAUUCUGCCAUUUUCAUUUACAAAACCCAUAGUUCUAGAUGCAAGCUCCCUGUACAUUAAACCAAAUAUUUAUACCUUUACAGUACAUGCCUGUUAUUGAACUGACGGUCUUUUUCCAUUCUGGGGUGGUAUGUUAUAAUGCUUGUGGCAUAUGAAAAAUGUAAAGAACUCCACAGUUGAUUGGCUGUCACAGUUUUUUCGCAUAUAAAGAACACAGGUAAAUGCUCGUCUUUGACACACAGUACUAGUGUGAACUUAGACAGUGGAUUCUAACUGUGGAGCAGCAGUAGGCCAUUACUCCCGUGUGAAAGAGGGAAGCUUGGGAUUCUGGGAGUAUAUGACCAUGAGUGUUUGUCACCUUGGAUGCCUUUAUGGUGAGGCCCAAGUGGCUGCCACCUCUUACUCUGUCAGACACCGUUUAUCGUUACCAUUAGCUGCAGGGUUGAGGGGCUGUAUGCUCUCUCCCGCACUCCUCACAGCUCUUCUGAAGGAAGGGGCUGGAGUCUGGGGUCUUAAUUCAGCUAUGAAAGGGUCUUCUCCAGUAGCUCCUAAGAGGAACUUUGGUGGUUUUAAAUCAUAUUUGCCACCUGACAUCCUAAACAUUUAUUUAGCUUAGUCACUGUCGCGCUUGACCCCGCAGAGAUAUCCGUCAAUGGUGCCAUUCUACCAGCAUCCUAGAAAAUACAGUCAUCAGACCUUUAGAACUCAGAGGGGUUUGGGGGAUGAUGGGAGGGAGGCCUGCAGUAACCGGUUUCUAUAGCAGCCUCCUCUCAUUUAGUCCCACUCCUGGAGCCACUGCCUAACUUACACAAUAGGAGUUUCUGGGACAGUGGAAGAUGAACCUCUCUGGAAGUUCAUUUUAUUUCAACUGUGUCUUAAGUACUUGAAUGUCAGGAUAUGUGACUGACAAUGUUUCUUAUACCAACCUUUACAGGGUAUAAUUUUUAAACAAUGUUCAAGUGGUAUACAAGGCUAUGUAUUGUAACAAUUAUGGGGCGUUAUGUAUUUUCCAAAGAUUGUAGUUUCUAUAUCUUGCAAAGGGAAAUAUUUUUCCUAACGUGUUUUUAUUUUGUAAGUAAUAAAAUCAUAAAAGAAAAUGUUGGUUUUUUAUGACUAUA
Molecule: messenger RNA, 3192 nt
Organism: Rattus norvegicus (Norway rat)
Lineage: Eukaryota; Metazoa; Chordata; Mammalia; Rodentia; Muridae
Gene: Slc35g1
Product: solute carrier family 35, member G1
Exons: 3
Coding region: 73-1176 (367 amino acids)
Biological process (GO): citrate transport
Cellular component (GO): basolateral plasma membrane; membrane; endoplasmic reticulum membrane
Source: RefSeq, marked validated